Tachysurus fulvidraco (yellow catfish) is the source of this 1356-nucleotide messenger RNA. It is a transcript of the gene mos, whose product is annotated as v-mos Moloney murine sarcoma viral oncogene homolog. The transcript has a single exon. Lineage: Eukaryota; Metazoa; Chordata; Actinopteri; Siluriformes; Bagridae. Gene Ontology annotation, molecular function: ATP binding; protein kinase activity. Bases 36 to 1037 code for a protein of 333 amino acids. Gene Ontology annotation, biological process: protein phosphorylation. The record is from RefSeq and is a predicted model, not a curated record.
CAGUGCAGGAUUUGCUCGUUACCACCACCAGCACCAUGCCGUCUCCGAUACCUUUGACACGCCUUCUUCCGAGAGACUUCGGACUCAGUCUGGGGGUCUGUAGCAGUCCUCUCACUAAGCACUCAGGAGACGCGACGCUCCGUGUGCCGGUCACUGCGUUUCACGGAAAGCUCGCAUGCAGACUCUGGUCUUCUGUGAUCCACUGGCGCGAGCUGUGUGAUUUGGAGUCCAUCGGCUCUGGUGGGUUUGGUUUGGUCUUCAGAGCUACGUAUUUCGGUGAGACGGUGGCGGUGAAGCGCGUCAAGUGCGCAAAGAACAAAUUGGCAUCGCGGCAGAGUUUCUGGGCCGAGCUAAACGCGGCGCACCUGCGGCACGACAACCUGGUGCGUGUGAUUGCCGCCAGCACGCAGGCCAACGGCGACGACGUCUCGGGCACGAGAUUAGACAGCGUCAUCGGCACCAUCAUCAUGGAGUACGCGGGCGACGUGAACCUGCAGCAGGUGAUCUACAGCGCCGCCGAGCCGCUGCUCACCGCAUCCUGCGUGCGUUACGCAGCCGACAUGGCGCGCGCCCUGAGCUACCUACACGCACACGGCGUCGUGCACCUGGACCUGAAACCUGCAAACGUCAUCGUGUCCCGAACCGGAGUGUGUAAGCUUGCAGAUUUCGGAUGCUCGUUAAAAGUGGAUCUUGUGCGCGAUCCUGAUUCCUCGGUUCGAAGGAUGGAGAUCGGCGGCACGUACACGCACCGAGCGCCCGAGCUGCUGAGAGGAGAGGACGUGACACCCGGCGCGGACGUCUACUCCUUUGGUGUCACACUCUGGCAGCUGCUCACACGUGAACCGCCGUAUGAAGGUGAACGACAGCACGUCCUAUACGCGGUGGUCGCCUUCCACCUGCGCCCUGAUCUAAACAAGGACGUGUUCAGUGCGUCCGGUCCGGGCCGCGAGUUUAAGGAGCUCCUUAUUCGGUGCUGGCGGGCGGAACCGAGUCAGAGACCAAGCGCAGAUCAGCUCCUCACUGAGCUCUCACAAUGAUGUCUGCCAAAACCUUUAAACCUGCUCCUGUCCAAAAACUGUCUACAAAAUAAAAACAACGCGCGCGACCACUUUUAAAACGAUGCCUUCAUACCGGCUCCAAUCAUGGUGACCAAUUGUCAUUUACGUCGGUUUGCCUUUAUGGGUGUAGCUUAAGACACAAUGGAUCCUUACAUCAUUUUAAAAACUGUCUUAAAAUUAUUUGGAAUGAUCCCAUUGUUUAGUUAUUGUAAAUAAGUGUCUGUAUAAAUAUAAAUUGUAUAAAUAUGCAUUGUUUUAUGUUUUCAGAAAUGGAUUUUGAUUAAAAUGUUUUCAUGUA